AUGUUCCUAUCCGCCGUCCGCCGAUCAAGCGCUCUUCUCCAAUCCUUCAAGCCACUCUACGAUCGAGUUUUGGUUGAACGAGUCGCCGCUGAAACCAAAACCAAGGGAGGAAUUAUGCUCCCAGAGAAAUCGCAGGGAAAAGUUCUUGAAGCGACCGUUGUUUCGGCUGGACCAGGAGCUCGUAACGAGAAGGGAGAACUUGUUCCACUUUCUGUUCGACCAGGAGAUCGUGUUCUUCUUCCAGAAUAUGGAGGAACCAAGGUAAAUCAUUUGGAAAUUGGGUUUUUGGGUAGAUGACGAUUUCCAGGAAACAAAUCUUAUUGAAAAUCCAAUUUUUGCAGGUCGUUGUUGAUCAAAAAGAAUACUCAAUCUUCCGCGAGUCGGAUUUGCUCGGCGUUUUCCAAUAA
Molecule: messenger RNA, 407 nt
Organism: Caenorhabditis angaria
Lineage: Eukaryota; Metazoa; Nematoda; Chromadorea; Rhabditida; Rhabditidae
Source: the annotation of a GenBank genome assembly